Penaeus indicus is the source of this 5001-nucleotide messenger RNA. RefSeq lists its product as uncharacterized. Bases 1 to 1203 code for a protein of 400 amino acids. Lineage: Eukaryota; Metazoa; Arthropoda; Malacostraca; Decapoda; Penaeidae. The transcript has 10 exons. The record is from RefSeq and is a predicted model, not a curated record.
AUGUCAAAGACCAACGGAUGGAAGACUGAUGCAACUGAGAGGCGAGAGGGAGCCAAAUCAAUAACUUCCUGGGAGCAAAGGCAACUCAAAAUCUUAGUUGGCAGGAGAAUAUCGAUGGCUCAGGCUUUACGGGAAGCUAACUAUGUAUUGGCCCCACUUCUGCGCACUCCUCUCCGCCGCAUCCGAUUCUGGAUUGAUAGAGCCACUAGAGCUAGAAUCUACGGCGAUUCUAAACAGGACGAAUAUGUGACAGCUCUGAGCUCUGCACUCUCCCAGACUAACACCAAUUCACCUAGACUCAUAACACAUGAUUUCAUUGGAAAUUCGUCUUUAUUCUAUGCGCAUAGAAAGUCCCAACCUGCACACCCAUCCCAGUGGGUUAAGACCUUAUUAUUGUGUUUGUACACUUCUUUAGCGUUCACAAGUCAACCUGAAAAGCAGAGCUUACGUUUUCUUGAAAAGACUAUAUUUUGGCUAUACCCCCCAGUACCGCGGACCCCCUUAAUAACUCCUCACAAGGAGGCAGAUGAUUGCCACCCAUGGACGAGCAUAGCCAAGAACAAAUUCCAGGUUGAGAAGGAGAUACAGAGCAUCCCUGAUCUGAACUGGAUCAUUGUGCGUCCUGCCAUUGUAUAUGGCAAGUCUGACCGAACUGGCCUUACUCCUCGUCUUGUGUUUGGUGCUGUCUACCGCCACUUGGGAGAGAUGAUGAAGAUGAUGUGGGACGAGAACCUGGUCAUAAAUACUGUGCACGUUACUGAUGUUGCAAGAGCCAUUGUGUGGUUGUGCCAGCAAGGGAAGACUAAGCAAGUCUACAACAUUGUUGAUGAUGGUAAUACUAAGCAAGGAGACGUCAAUAACAUUGUUUCAGAUAUAUUUAACAUCAAUCAUGACUACUGGGGUAACACUCUGUCAACCAUUGCAAAGACAGAUGCAGUGGGGCUUGUCAGUGAAAUCAAUGAGAAGCACCUGGUUCCUUGGGCUGCCAUUUGCUCAGCUGGUGGUCUAGACAACACUCCCCUCACCCCUUACAUUGACCAGAACUCGGUUCAUCCUAACCACCUGCACCUCGAUGGUUCAAAGCUACGUAAGGAGGGAUUCACAUUUUCCGUGCCGAAGCCUAGUCACGACAAUCUCAUGGAGAUAUUGAAAGAUUUCAUCGGAAUGAAGAUGUUCCCAGCCAAUGCUCUUCCAAGUCAGUAAUGGAGUUCAAGACUACCUUACAUAAAGAAUAUUUCAGGUGCAAAGGAAGCAGUGAGGUUGCAUUGCAUAUAAGAAGGGAGACAUGUGAAGAAAAUUAAGCAGAAAACUCUUUGGCCUCUUCACCCAGUGAGACCGGAAAAAAAUUAUAGACAUGUUAUUGUUGUUAUGAUUUCCCCCCUCCCCCUCUUGGUCCAUGCUUAGAAUUGAACAUUAGCAAACAAUUUGUAGGACACCCCAGAAGCUCUCAUGAUGUUAAAGUCUUUCAAACAAAGGAAAAUAAGAGAAAAGACCAUGGUUAUUAGUCAGGGGCCUUUUAAGACAUACAAUGUCAGUGAUAGAGUUUAUUAGUUUAAAGGUUUUAUACAAAAUAUUGACUAAUCAAAUGAGAAAUAAAGCAUUCAUUAGUAAGCAUAAGGCAAUUAGUGUGCUUGUAGUAUAAAAGUUUUUUUCCUUUUUCUUCUCAUUUUUAUCUCUAAAAGUUCACUGGGGGAGAAGUGAAGUACAAUUUUCAUUACUAUCUGGAGUGAAUAGUUUUUCAUUUUGCUGCUCUUACUAAAAAGGUUUUGGAUGCAGUGUUAACUGUGAAAAGAUAUCAAGCUAGGCACAGCAUUCAAGUUGUGAUUAUGACAGCAAAGGGAUAUCAAAACAAAUUCACUCUGACUUGCCUCUAUGCUGACUGUCACUCCUCUCUAUUCUCUUUUUUCUUUCUCUCUUCACCCUCUUUAAUUUUUUUCCUUUCCUUCCUCUCCCUUCUCCCCUUCUUGCUUUCUCAUUCUCUGUUUAGCAUUCUCAUGAAACAAUUUUUGUUUAAUUUAAGUGUUCCAAAGAUGGUAAAUCCAGUGACAAAAAAUAUAUAUUUAUCAUCUGUGGUGCUUGGUUGGCUUUCAAUGUGCCAAUAGCAUUCUUAGUCUUUUUUCAUAAGAGAAAAGAGGGAAAUACUGUCUUCAGAUGCCUUUUCUAUCUGUUAAUUACUACCAGAAGGCACAAGCAGGUUAAUCAACUUGUUUAUCAGCUUGGAGAACUAAGUGUGACUAUUGAUUUUUCAUGUAAAUAAUCUGGGAACACUAACAAGUCUCUCAUAAGGUCUGUUAUUAUCAGAGUUUUUCUGAGGGUAAUUUGACCAUUGCUCAAAGGUCACAAGAUAUUCAGUGCUAUGCCAUGCAGGGCCACAUUUUUUCUAUGACAUUCUCAUAAUACAUAAUAUGGAUAUUUUUUUAUGUUAACUUUCAUUGUUUCUUCUUUUUUAUGCUCACUUGGUUUUGUGAAUUUCUGUGUAGUGCAAUAUGGUCAUUAUGUGCUCAUUAAAUUCAAUGACCCAUAUUUGUGGGUCAGUGAUCAGAAAGAUGUUUACUGAUGAAUAUGAGAAGAAGACUCUUUUCAUUGUCAGUUAUUGUUAAAAUAAUCCAAAUGUUAUACCCUGUUGGAUGCUUAAAAAAGAUGUUAGAAUUGAAUGUGUUAUAUAUGUUUACUGAAGUCUGAAGCAGAGAGUCAACUAAGAAAAUACUUUCCAUUUAAUGUGAAAUAUGAAAGUAUAUUGAAAAGAACAUUUUCUGUGUUAUGAUACUAAAAAAAGGAAUUUAACUUUGCAUAUGUUUCCAAGUACACAGGACUCUCCAAAUAUUUCUUGAGUUCACUGUGAAUUGAAACAGGGACAUCAGUUGUCAGAUUAUAGGAAAAGUUAAUAGCCAUUAGUCCUAGAAUUAAGAAUGUAAUCAAAAGAACAGUAAUUAGUUUAUUUUUCUUUUUAAUCAAACACUCCAACAUAAUGUAGGUAAGCAUAGAUGGUUAAUAGAGUAAUGGCUAAUGGCCAAUUUGGAAUUUUUAUUUAGCUCUGCUUAAAAUUGCUUAGGGUUCAUUUCCUUCUUAAAACAGGCUUACAGUAAUCUUGCAUGAUAUUGUAAUAUUUCAAGAAAAGGAAGUUUUUGUAUUAUGCCUAUUUCCAUUCACUUAAGACAGUGUGUUUGGUUGUUUCUUUCUGUUGCCAUUUUUUUUCUCUCUCUCUCUCUCCAAAAGGAAUUUUUUCAAAGUUUCAUUAAUCAUUUGUACUAGAGACUACCACAUUUGAUUCAACCUUAUUUAGUCAGUAAUUUUUAAAAAGAUGUAGUAAGUGGCAGUCAUUCUAAUUCCAUGAUCGAGAACAAGAAAGACGAGACAGGCUUAUUAAUUUGUGAUAUUGGUUGACUUUCUGUGAAGACCACAUGCUUUUGCUCAUUUCCAUAUGAGCACAUAACAUUGUAAUAAUUAGUAAAGUAAUUUUAUCAUUCCUAUUUGUGGUUAAGUGUAGCUAGGUGUUUCAAACAUUCUAUAAACAUUGACAUAUUUGUUGAAAAUCUUUAAUACCUUUAAUGUGUUUAAUUGCAUCUUAGCUCUGUUAACUGGUUUGUGAGUGUCAAGUCAGGUAAAUCCAAGAUGAAUUAUGUUAAGAGAAUUGAAAAGAAAUGCAAACCCUUUUUUUUUCCCCAUGGGUUCAUGUCAGUAGUUAUUAGUGGAUUUUUUUCCUCUGGAUUGGAAAUGCAACAGAUAAAAUAUAUUAGCAAUGAAGCUGAAUUAAUUUUGAGUCAUAUGUAAGUUUAGGAAAACUAGGUUAAACUAAUGCUACAAAUGUAUGAGUUAUCAUUCAUAGCCAUAAAAUGGUAUUUCAUUAAGAUUGAGUCAAGUUUUCCUGUGCUUAAAGUUCCCAGGAUUUUAAUACUCUUGUUCCACAAUUGUUGGAUUCUGUGGACUCCCUCAAAGAUUCCUUCUCGUACUUACAAUAUAUGUGUAUUAAGAAAUGGUACAUUAAGGUCACCAUUUAUUUUUGAAAUGUGAACAGUUGAUUGAUAAAUUAGAAAUUUCACUUCUUUUUUUUCCACUGCUAGUUAGGUGCUUUUAGUUUUGUUUAUAUAUAUAUAUAUUUUGGGUGUUUACUUUCACUGUUUUCCAUGAACUCUCCAGUUUCCAAAUGAUCUAUAAAUAAUUUGGUGAUAUUGAUGUUAAAAAUUAUCUACCAAAAACAAUUCCUAUUUUGCUAAGCAUUAGUCAGGUUCCAUAGGUAAUUAGAGUAAUGUAGAGAAUCAGUAUGCAACCAGGUAAUAUUAUGUAACUAGACUGCCAUACCCAGAGUAGAGGUGUCCUAUGCUUUAGAGUAAAAAUCAUGGGAAUACUAGCAAAAAGUAAACUAUAAAAUAAGUAAAUGAAUAAUUACAUACACUUUGGACAGUUUUGGAGCUAGGAUCUCAAUAGGUUAUUCUUUUCCAUCUUUCAAUAAAAUAAAAUACAAGUUAACCCCCCCCCCCUCACAUCCACUUUUCCAAGCCCUAUGCUAACUUUGCCUUGUUAAAUUAUCUCCAAUUAUCCUUCAAAAAUUUGUUGAGCAAUUCUGUACUAGUCUCUUAGGCAAAAUAUGUGUUGUGUUGAUACAUUCCAUUAUGUAUAUAUUUACUGAUGACUGUGCUGAUACUAAGAUGGAUAUUCCAUUGUGUGAUAACAUGUGCCAUAGACAAUGAUAUAACAUCUUGUGACGUGAUAAUGUUCUGUGCCUUUGUGCUCUUGUAGAUGUUGAAAUGCUGUGCUGUUUUGCAUUAGUAGAGGUUAUAUGAUAAACUCUACUAAAAUAACCAAUGCUGUUGUUAAAGAAGAAAAAAAUAGAUAACUGGCAGAUAUACUGACUCCAUGCUUUGAGAGCUUUUUCUACUAUCUGGUAGGUAUUUAUAUAUAAUGAGUAAUACCCAGUAGUUCAUCAUGUAGUUUUCACAGCAAAUAUUGGAGGUAUUUGCUAUGUCAGUUUACAAAGUAAAUAAACUGAGAGAAAGUACAUGA